Gossypium raimondii (Peruvian cotton) is the source of this 675-nucleotide messenger RNA. RefSeq names its product antifungal protein ginkbilobin-like protein. The record is from RefSeq and is a predicted model, not a curated record. Gene Ontology annotation, cellular component: plasmodesma. NCBI's taxonomy places the organism in Eukaryota, Viridiplantae, Streptophyta, Magnoliopsida, Malvales, Malvaceae. The coding region runs from base 85 to 486 and encodes 133 amino acids. The transcript has a single exon.
AUAAGAAAAAAAAAAGACCAUUUAAAAUCAUAGGAUUCUUCGUUGUGUUUAUCAGAAACAGUUGAAGAAGCAAAAGAGAUUGAGAUGGGUUAUCUUCCAAAACAGGCAGCAGCCAUGAUCGGCUUGCUUUUGUUAUGCAGUAAUGUCAUAAGUGUUCCAGAUACAAGCAUCACAAGUGUUCUUUGCAACUCUGGUAGCUAUUCCGAGGGCGAUCCUUUCGCCACUAGUUUGGCCUUUGUCCUCCAAGACUUAGAGACCCUCACGCCUGAGCGCAAAGGUUACGAUUACUUCAACAUCUCCCCAUACCCUAAUGCUUUUGCCUACGGUCACGCGGCUUGUAACCAAAACCUCACCACCUCCGAUUGUGCUACUUGUUUGGGUGCUGCUAAAACCGUCAUGCUUGCAACUUGUCAAAGUCGAAUAGGGUCUCGCUCGGUGCUCCAUGAUUGUACCAUUAGGUAUGAGCAAUACCCAUUUGAUGACUGAAUUAAACACCUUUCCCACUCACUCCACUCCACUCCACUCCACUGGUGUUAAUGGACAUCUUUUUUUAUCUCUAAUAAUGUUUAUUUUGUACCUCAAAAAAAGCAAGAGGUGCUUGCAACGCUGAAACCUUAUCUAUUUUGGUGUAAUCAUUGAUUCAUGUUAUAUUCAGCGGUUCACUUUCUUAUCUAA